Exophiala bonariae is the source of this 1053-nucleotide messenger RNA. RefSeq lists its product as uncharacterized. Gene Ontology annotation, molecular function: alpha-1,2-mannosyltransferase activity. Gene Ontology annotation, cellular component: membrane; Golgi apparatus. The coding region runs from base 1 to 1053 and encodes 350 amino acids. The record is from RefSeq and is a predicted model, not a curated record. Lineage: Eukaryota; Fungi; Ascomycota; Eurotiomycetes; Chaetothyriales; Herpotrichiellaceae. Gene Ontology annotation, biological process: protein O-linked glycosylation; protein N-linked glycosylation; cell wall mannoprotein biosynthetic process. The transcript is spliced from 2 exons.
AUGGCAGUUGCACGACCAGUGAGAUUUCUUGGGGCAGGAUGCAUCGUCCUUGCUUUCUUCCUCAUCUUCCAAUUCCUCCGACCGACGCCCACCAUAUCUCCUCCACAUGUGGUUGUUGCCAAUGGCGAAAAGAUUGAGAGCAUGGAGCGGGAUCCGCUGUUAGAUCCCAUUGGGGAACCUGAAGGACAACUUUGGCGACACACCGACCAUGACUACAAUCCCGGCAGCCUUAAUUCUGCCCGCAUCAAUGCCACCCUCCUCUCCCUUGUCCGUAAUGAAGAACUUAAUGAACUCAUUCCUACCAUGAAACAACUGGAAGCGACAUGGAACCACAAAUUUAACUACCCCUGGACAUUUUUCAACGAUGUCCCAUUUACGGACGCCUUCAAGAAGGCGACACAAGAAGUAACAAAUGCAAAGUGCGAGUAUCAUAUCAUCCCGAAAGAGCAUUGGGACAUGCCGUCUUGGGUCAGCCAGGAACUCUUUGACGAAUCUGCCAAAAUAUUGAAGGAGAAUAAUGUUCAAUAUGCGGGCAUGUCCAGCUAUCACAAAAUGUGUCGAUGGAAUAGUGGAAUGUUUUAUCGACAUCCCGCUCUUCAAAACACGCAAUACUACUGGCGGGUGGAACCCAAGGUCAAGUUCUUCUGCGAUGUGGAUUAUGAUGUCUUCCGAUACAUGCAAGACAACAACAAGACCUAUGGCUUCAACAUCAACCUCUUUGAUUCACCCGAAUCCAUACCUUCCCUGUGGCCCGAGACCAUCAAGUUCUUGGCCGCUCAUCCGGAGUACUUGAACAAGAACAAUGCGAUGGCCUGGUUGACAGAUAACCAGCGACGACCCGAACAUAACAUCAAGGCCCAUGGUUACAGUACCUGCCACUUCUGGUCCAACUUUGAAAUAGCCGACCUUUCUUUCUGGCGCGGUCAGGCAUAUGAGGAUUAUUUCACUCAUCUUGAUCGAACAGGAGGAUUUUUCUAUGAAAGAUGGGGUGAUGCCCCUGUUCACAGCAUUGCGCUGGGUCUUUUCGAGGACGCAAGCAAGAUUCAUUGGUAA